CCCCUCGCCCCCUCCCGCGUCCAGCCCCGCGCUCCCCACCUUGUAAAACAAAGCCGGGGAAAAUGCCUGCCCUUGCAGCUCGGAGCGCGCAGCCCGUCUCUGAAUAAGAAUGGCGGCACCUGACUUGCUGGAUCCUAAAUCUGCCGCUCAGAACUCCAAACCGAGGCUCUCGUUUUCCACGAAACCCACAGUGCUUGCUUCCCGGGUGGAGAGUGACACGACCAUUAAUGUUAUGAAAUGGAAGACGGUUUCCACGAUUUUCCUGGUGGUUGUCCUCUAUCUGAUCAUCGGAGCCACCGUGUUCAAAGCAUUGGAGCAGCCUCAUGAGAUUUCACAGAGGACCACCAUUGUGAUCCAGAAGCAAACAUUCAUAUCCCAACACUCCUGUGUCAAUUCGACCGAGCUGGACGAACUCAUCCAGCAAAUAGUGGCAGCAGUAAAUGCAGGGAUUAUACCCUUAGGAAACACCUCCAAUCAAAUCAGUCACUGGGAUUUGGGAAGUUCCUUCUUCUUUGCUGGCACUGUUAUUACAACCAUAGGGUUUGGCAACAUCUCACCACGCACAGAAGGCGGAAAGAUAUUCUGUAUCAUUUAUGCCUUACUGGGAAUUCCCCUCUUUGGUUUUCUGUUGGCUGGAGUUGGAGAUCAACUAGGGACUAUAUUUGGAAAAGGCAUUGCCAAAGUAGAAGAUACAUUUAUUAAGUGGAAUGUCAGUCAGACCAAGAUCCGCAUCAUCUCAACAAUCAUAUUUACACUGUUUGGCUGUGUGCUCUUUGUUGCUCUGCCUGCAAUCAUAUUUAAGCACAUAGAAGGCUGGAGUGCCCUGGAUGCCAUUUAUUUUGUGGUUAUUACUCUAACAACCAUUGGAUUUGGUGACUACGUUGCAGGGGGAUCAGAUAUUGAGUAUUUGGACUUCUAUAAGCCCGUCGUGUGGUUUUGGAUCCUAGUAGGGCUGGCUUACUUUGCUGCUGUCCUGAGCAUGAUUGGAGAUUGGCUCCGAGUGAUAUCUAAAAAAACAAAGGAAGAGGUGGGAGAGUUCAGAGCACACGCUGCUGAGUGGACAGCCAACGUCACAGCCGAAUUCAAAGAAACCAGGAGGCGGCUGAGUGUAGAGAUCUAUGACAAGUUCCAGCGCGCCACCUCCAUCAAGCGGAAGCUCUCAGCAGAGCUGGCUGGGAACCACAGCCAGGAGCUGACUCCUUGCAGGAGGACCCUGUCGGUGAACCACCUGACCAGCGAGAGGGACAUCUUGCCUCCCUUGCUGAAGACUGAGAGUAUCUAUUUGAAUGGUCUGACGCCACACUGUGCUGGCGAAGAGAUUGCUGUCAUUGAGAACAUUAAGUAGCCCUCUCUGUGAAGAGCCCCAGGCGUAGCCAUAGGCGAGGACUUCUGUACGCCCGCCCUUCAUGACUGUUGCUGGCAGCAUUUUUUAAAUUGUGCAUGAGCUCAAAAGGGGAAACAAAUAGAUACCCCGUCAUAGUCAUCUGCCAUCAGGAGAGUUUGGAAUUAUGAGCCAGCACUAUCUUUCUGAUGACGCUUGUUGAAAGGUCCACUGUCUCUGGCAAGUGGAAUGACAAGCAAUGUCUGAUGCCUUUUUGUGCCCAGACUGUUUUCCUCCCUCUUUUCCUAACGUGCCAUAAGGCCUCAGAACGAAUUAUAAUUGUUUUUGGUAAUAAUGUAGCUUUGAGGGAUCAGUCCUUAACUUUUCAGGGUCUACCUAACUGAGCCUAGAUCUGGACCAUUUAUGGAUGACAACAUUUCUUUUUGUAAAUGGCGAGAAAUUCUUAUGCAGCCUUUUACCUAAGAAAUUUUCUGUCAGUGCCUUAUCUUAUAAAGAAACAGAACCUCUCUAGCUAAUGUGUGGUUUCUCCUUCCCCGCCUUCACCCCUAGGCUCACCUCUGCAGUCUUUUCCUCAGUACUCCCUUUUAGAUACCAUACCUUGCUAGAAACAGUGUGUAAAAUGCUGGAAGUGAUGAUGUGCGAAGAAGGAAUAGAUGCCAAAUUAGAUGGACAUCUAAGCAGCACUCAGCGUUGCCUCGCGUUAAAGGCACUGCAGAGAAAGAGGUGCAGAGAUGGCCCCUCUGAGUAUUUAUUUGACUCAGGUACCAAUGGUACAUUAAUACUGUGUAAUUAUUACCAGGCCAGUAAAAUUGGCCGCUCCCAAGUAGUCCCUUUUUCCUGGCAGUAUUUGGAAUUUAUCAUUUAUUAAUAAGCAUACAUCUUUUAAAGGCAGAAGAAGAAAACCCACAUAUAAAAAUGAUCUGACAAAAGAAAGAUGUUAAAAAUGGAUAUUCCUGGAAGAGAUUUGAAACAGUUGGUGUGAAUUACCAUUCUGAUAAAAAGAAAAUAGCAAAACGAGCAUUUGCUAAUAAACAUACUGCCAGCAAUUAUUUGCUUUUGGAUGUAUAAAAGGCUUAUGUAAUUUUCUUUCCCUGGGUGACUUUUGCCAGAUGAGGGGAGGUGAUGCAGCCGUGAGAGGAGGACACAGUCCUAGCCUUCCCUAGGUGUUCCUUUGAAGUUGUAACCAGGUGUGAAAAGCAGAAGUUGAAACUGGGAUCACUGUGAUUUUGCACUUGGAAAAAUGCAGAUUGCAGGCAUAAUUCAUCUCUGGCAUUAGAGAAAAAGCUGUUAAAGCACAAUUUAAAUCUUGAGAGUCUUUUUUUUUUAAGAUAGAAAAGGCUGAUAAUUCUUUUUAGUUUAAUUUUAUAUCCUGCAAUUCUUUGGAUAUUUCCAAGAUUCAGAAAAAAAUUCGGUAAAUGCGCCCAAUAAAUUGCUACCCUUUCCUUUAUUUUCAUACUUAGAUCUGCUGUACAUUUUAUAAAUAUAUAUAAUUUUUAAAAUGCAGAAAGAAGAUGAUUUCCAUAAAUAUAAUUGCAAAACUGGUUUUUUUGUUUGUUUUUACUUUUGAGGGGUGUAUGUCUGAAUAAGAGGCAUUCGGAUUAGAGUCUUCAAAAAGAAACCCAGGAUCUUAAAAGACAAACAAACUAAUAGAUACUUAUUUUCCAAAAUUUAAAUUUAAGCUAGAAAUGUAAAUAUUCAGUUAACUUGUUGAAGGUACUUUUAUAAACUUAAAACAUUCUAACCAAACUUUUAGAAAGUCAGGCUCUUUUAGAAAGAAAGCUACACCCAUUUUCUCAAUAACUGUUCUGAAAGUUCAUAUGGUGGAAUGCGCCAUGUAUAAACUGUGAAUUGUAUUGACAAAUAAAGUUUGUAAUUAAAGUUA
Molecule: messenger RNA, 3224 nt
Organism: Galeopterus variegatus (Sunda flying lemur)
Lineage: Eukaryota; Metazoa; Chordata; Mammalia; Dermoptera; Cynocephalidae
Gene: KCNK2
Product: potassium channel, subfamily K, member 2
Exons: 7
Coding region: 110-1345 (411 amino acids)
Biological process (GO): stabilization of membrane potential; potassium ion transmembrane transport
Cellular component (GO): membrane
Molecular function (GO): outward rectifier potassium channel activity; potassium ion leak channel activity
Source: RefSeq, a predicted model, not a curated record